Adelges cooleyi (spruce gall adelgid) is the source of this 1616-nucleotide messenger RNA. Its product is annotated as zinc finger protein 235-like. The record is from RefSeq and is a predicted model, not a curated record. The coding region runs from base 376 to 1404 and encodes 342 amino acids. Gene Ontology annotation, biological process: regulation of DNA-templated transcription. The transcript is spliced from 6 exons. NCBI's taxonomy places the organism in Eukaryota, Metazoa, Arthropoda, Insecta, Hemiptera, Adelgidae. Gene Ontology annotation, molecular function: RNA polymerase II cis-regulatory region sequence-specific DNA binding; DNA-binding transcription factor activity, RNA polymerase II-specific.
UUUAAAAUAAUUUUAAACGAACAACAGCAAUAACAAAUACAUUUUUUUUUACGAUUUCACGGUCUAUUAAGAGGUGUUAAUGGUGAGGGUCAUGUCCUGAGUUUGUGUGUGUGGUUUGCUUCUUUUCUCCAUUCGUAAACCAUCUCAAACUAGGUACUACUGCUGCAUUCCAUUCUUCUUCGCUACCUUUGGUUGAUCACUCUCUAAACGAACGGGCUUCUAAAAUUUGUUUUCUGAUUAAAUGAAAAUUGAUAAAGGCCGCGAACACAAAGAGACGAUGAUGCCUAAAUGCGCGCAGUUCUCGUUUUCUCCUGUAGGACGUUCAACAAUGUCUGCUGAAAGCUAAGACACCUGACGCAGUGUGCACACGAUAAUAUGCAGCAAACUCAACAGCACUUUUCCUCGUCUGAAUACGAGUUGCAGCAACAACAGCCACAAUAUCUUGGCAAACAUGAUGCGGCUGUCAAGUACAUGCAACAACUCGGCUUACACAAGCAAAAUAUCAAAGUCGACUCUGAAAUAAGACCCUGUCUGGUGGCCGAAAAUGUGAUCAGUGAUCAAAACAGCAGCUGUGGUAGUCCACCCCUAUCAAUUGUCGUUAACGGAGACGAUCAACAUGGGUCCAGCACACCGGUACCCACUUCUACAUCAAUAUCACGGUCAAAACCACAAGCUUGUCGUAUCUGUGGACGUGUUCUAGCAUCAACAUCUUCUUACUAUGUACAUCUCAAAUCGCAUUCAAAUAAUAAACCUUAUCGUUGUACACAAUGUGAAGCGUGUUUUUGCCGUAAACCAUACUUAGAAGUUCAUAUGAGAACUCAUACUGGAGAAAGACCUUACCAAUGCAACUUAUGUCUUAAAAAGUUCUCUCAGAAGAGCAGCCUUAAUAUCCAUAAAAGAGUACACACAGGAGAACGUCCUUAUUCUUGCGACAUCUGCAAAAAAACAUUUGCGGUUAAGAGUUACGUUGUGUCCCAUAAGUGGAGUCAUAUGACAGAAAAGCCAUUUGUAUGUGAACAAUGUCAACUAUCGUUCAACUCCAAGAUCCAGUUUGUGACACACAUCAGAUCUCAUGACUUGGGACCAGCACAUUGUUGUCAGUUUUGUGGAAAGGCAUUUGUAAAAGGAUGCUUUUUGGUCAGGCACAUUAAUAAAGUGCACCGGUUUAACGUUGCUGCAGCUGCAGCAGCUAAUAAUGAACACGAACCUGUACACAGUUCCUAUAUGCAAUCUGACUCUAACUAUUCUAGCAUACGCUUCGAUCCUCGAGAAAUCAGCAUUCUGCCAACUACUAAAAAUGGUCCCCGCUUCUUGGGACCAACAUCACAUAGUGCAGAUGGUCCUCCUCCAUUGACCCACCUAACACCAAUGAUGUUGGGUCCACCACAAAAUACACGAGCAUAAAUUUCAUUUUGUAUGUUAAUAAGUAGGUACUUCUAAACAAUUUAAAUUAACUUGUUAAGUUAGGUUAUACUUAGUUUAUCUGCUUAAAAAUAUUCAGUUUUAAUACAUUAUAUAAUUUAAUAUAAUUAUAAUAGUGUAACAUCAUCACUAUUCUGCAUUACAUUUUAUGAUUAAUAUUUGCCUUCUUUUUGUUGAUUAAAAAAAAAAGCUAU